AAUCGCUCGCGCGGGCUCGCGUCCCGCUACUCUCGGCUCGCGCGGCGGAAAUGGCGGCGGCUCUGCUCUGGUCCUCAGUGCUGCUGGUUUUCUGCGCGCGCCUUGUGGCCCCUAGCAGAAGAGGAACAUGUCCACUACUCGAGGGAUCUAAUAAAGCUACGUUUCAUGGAACAAAGAACACAUAUCACCCCGGAGAGACCUUAUCCUACUCCUGUAAUGUUGGCUUCCGGCUACAGGGCAGUAGCAACAUACUCAAGUGUGAGAUGGAUGGAAAUUGGAAACCUAGGAAAGCGAAAUGUCAAAGGAUCAAAUGUGAGGAGUUUACCAUAGCCAAUGGUCAAAUAAAGCCUCGUUAUUUAAGGUUCAACUCGAAAGUAAGCAUCACGUGUAAUGAUGGGUACCAGCUCAGAGGGUCGAGUGUCGUCACCUGUGGAGCAGACGAAUCCUGGACUCCAGCUCUACCCACCUGUGAACAGGUGAUGCCCGUACAGGUCACAUGCCCGCCCCCAGCCGUGCCCAACACCAGCGGACAAGACAGAUACAAGAUGGAGUAUGAAGUCGGAGAACAUGCCACCAUCUUCUGUCAGGAAGGCUUUGAGCUGAUUGGCUCAUCACAGGUCACAUGUGGAGCAGACAGCCAAUGGCAGACCAUUCCAGAAUGUCGUUUGAUUGGAGAGAAAUGCCAGCCUCCACCGUACUUCCCUAAUGCCUACACUGAGCACAAUGACCAGAGCCAGUAUGAGCCCGAUACCGCCGUGCAUUUCAAAUGUAAUCAUGGCUACCGCAUGGUCCGAGGACCGAGCACCAUACACUGCAGGAACGGCCGGUGGACCGACUUGGAGAUGAUAUGUGAAAAGAAAAAAUGUGGCUCAGCUGGGGAGAUUGAAAACGGACGAUAUCAUUAUACAGGUGCUUCAUUUGGGGACACAGCUACCGCUAACUGCAACGUGGGGUACCAGCUGGUCGGUGUGGGUGUGAGACACUGCAGUGCAAAUGGAUGGGACGGCAGAGUACCUGUGUGUGAAGCUAUCCAGUGUCCUGAGCCUCCACUGGUACCAGAUGCAUACUUGGAUUUCGACGCAAGCGGAAUAAUAAAACAUGGUUACAUUGCGUCCUACAGAUGUCGCGUUGGUACACUGAUCGGAGCUUCAGACAUCAUCUGUACUGAAGAUGGCACAUGGAGCGCUCCGGCUCCUCGGUGUGAAGUUACCUGCCCCGCCCCCAACGUGAGGUUUGCGGUAAUAGAUUCUGGAGUGCGGCCUCCACACCGCGCUGGGAGCUCAGUGACGUUCAUGUGCUACCCAGGAAGAAGAUUAUCAGGCCCGAGAGUCAUCACAUGUGGGGAAGAUGGAUACUGGAAGCCAAGACUCCCUCAUUGUGUAAUCUGAUAUAAUUCGCUGAGGGACUUGGCUGAAGAAGAACACGGCCGUAACUGCUCAUCUGGGAAAUGUAGUAUAUAAACUUUCUUCAUGAAUUUUCUGUGACACUUUGCUAAGAAGCACACAUCAUACAGUGAUCCCAUUAAACAUAAUUUUUACGUUAUCAUUUUAAUAUAAUAAUAAUAAUAAUAAUAUACUAAGCAGUUAAACUGCUGUCUUGCUGCACUUUUAUUACUCGUCUUUAUAUAAAUACUACUAAAGCUAUUCAGUUCUGUGUAUAAACAUGAGAUUUAUAGUUUCUGAAACCAUAUCAUAUUUCCAUUUCUCAGUCUCGUGUACCUGGUUUGAAAUAGUUAAAAUGACUGUGUGUUGUAUUUGUACCUGGAGCAGGAUUCCUUUCAUUCACGGAAAUCUUAUUUUGGAAAACAGAUUUAAAGGAUGUUCAAAAACGACCCAUUCAACCUUCACAUUUGUCCAAAGCUAUGGACAGAAGACAGCGUUCUUAUGCUUAUAUACAGUACAUUGGGAUUUAUGGUGACUCCAAUGGUCAGACUAGUUCCUACACAUAAAUAACAUGUCACUUUGAAUGUUAAUCCAAAUUUUGAUGUUUUAUUGUGUUCUCUUGCAUUAUAAGUCGUUGUAUUUAUACCUGUUUUUGAGAGCAGGCAAGGCCACUGUUUGUAUGAACACAACUUAUUUUUAUUUAAAAAGGCAAUUCAAAAUCCAGACAACUUUCUGAACAUUUAAUAAAGUGAGCUAAUUUGCCAUAA
This is a messenger RNA of Neoarius graeffei (lesser salmon catfish), 2149 nucleotides long. Its product is annotated as complement receptor type 1. Bases 51 to 1388 code for a protein of 445 amino acids. The transcript has 10 exons. Lineage: Eukaryota; Metazoa; Chordata; Actinopteri; Siluriformes; Ariidae. The record is from RefSeq and is a predicted model, not a curated record.